UUUGGGGUCUCUGAAAUUAAUUAUUUUUCUUCAUAUCCAAUCCCUUGUUCGUAAAACCUCCCUUUUCCAGCGUUUUUUCGUCUCCUCCAUCUGAGAGCGAGCUUCUUCUAUACCCGCGCCGACGCACGCAAUUGAUUGCUCCAGGUAUAUAAUCAGAAGACCGAAGGAACGGUUGGGGGAGGAGAUUCCGGUUUGUUAUUGAUUAAAUCUUCAAUCGACGGGAGUCUGGAGAAAUCCCGUAUGUAUCCGCGAUUAGGAGAAUAAAAGGAUCAAAACCCUAGGAGCAACACCGUUUUGCCAGGUUCUGAAGCUAGCACAGACAACUACACAAUUGUACCCCACUUCGGGAUCUGCUAAACAGUAUAGAACUUCUGGUGCAGAAUAAAAAGUUUUUAUAAUUCUGUUACAAGGAUUUCAUGGAGCUUAAGACUGCUUCUCAGAAGACAGGCAUUUCUUCUUCUGACUGCACCAGUGAUCCUGAGAAAGAAGUAAGUGAAGCUGAGGAUGAAGAUGAUGACCGAAACCAUAAGCAUCGGAGACGGGAUGCACAUUCUCAAUCUCUGGAUGAAGAUUCAAUAGAUCAUGGUUUGACACGACCAUAUAGAAAAAGAAACAGACCUUUUGAAAAUGGGUAUGCUUACAGGGAAGGUGACUCUCAAUUAGGUGGAAUCUGGAAAAAUUCUAAUAUUCCUUCCGAUAGAGACUUCUCAAGGUUUGAGAAGAGGCGAUUAAACCAGCCCUCAUUUGCCCGAGCUCCUUUGGAAUUGAACCAAAGAAUCAGAGGAAACCAAGCAAUGCCAGGUGACAUUGGCCUUGCUAGAGGGAGGGGAAGGGAUCCUAUGCCUUGGGGCCUUCGUGAUCCUAGGUUUGGCUUGGUUGAUGUUGCAUCUCAAAUUGUUCAACCUGGACUUGUUCCUCCUUCCCUGUUUGCUGGGAGGGAGUUGGCUAAUGUUUCUAAUUCACAAAGUACAUCCUGGAAUGCCUUUGGAUUGGUUCCUGGAGUAGGUAAUGGAGGACUUGACACACUUCAUCCCAUGGGUUUGCAAGGGGCACUGAGACCAGCCAUUGGUCCAUCAAUCAACAUUGGAAUUCCACGACAACGGUGUAGAGAUUUCGAGGAACGAGGUUUCUGCUUAAGAGGAGAUAUGUGUCCUAUGGAACAUGGGGUUAAUCGCAUUGUUAUUGAAGAUGUUCAGAGCCUUUCACAGUUCAAUCUUCCUGUUUCACUUCCUGGUUCACAGCUUUUGGGAUCAUCUUCUGGACAAGGAGCUUUGCCUGUAAUAAGUACUGGCUCUGGCUCUUUAUCAAAUAAUAAAGCUUUUCAUGUACCAAAUAGCAAUCAUUCACUGAAUGAAGAAGGUUAUAGCCUGAAUGUUGGUGUUGUGGGAGGUUCCGUGGCAGCGGCAUCUGAUGUGUACGAUCCAGACCAACCUUUGUGGACAAAUGAUAACCCUGAAACAUCAGCAGCACUCCUAGGGCUUAACCAAUCAAAUGCUGAUGAAACAGAGUCAUUUAUGGAUAAGGGCUUUUCUGGUCAGCCAAAUAUUGAAUCACAUGAAGGAUUCAAUGAUGCACGUUCCCUCCGAAAUGCUAGUACUGCUAGAGGCCCAAAUUCAUCUGUGUGGGGGAGAAUACGAAACUCAAAGCGCAAGUCAAUAGAGGAAAACACGGAUUCUGUUGGAACAUCCUCUACUUAUCUUGACCAGGGCAUCAAAAGUGGAGAUGUGCUAGACACAAACAUUCCUGAAGGAAAGUGGACGAAUGUAGGGGGAAAUGAUCCUCUACCCAAGGAAUCGUCUGUGAAGUCACAUGGUGUUGGCAAUAUUCGGAAACCAUCUCAGAAAGCACUUCGCACUCUAUUUGUCAAUGGCAUUCCUCUAAAAGACAACAAAAGAGAAGCACUCCUUUCGCAUUUUCAAAAGUUUGGGGUGGUCAUUGAUAUUUAUAUUCCCCUGCACACUGAACGGGCUUUUGUUCAAUUUUCAAAAAGGGAAGAAGCAGAAGCAGCAUUAAAGGCACCUGAUGCUGUAAUGGGCAAUCGCUUUAUCAAGCUUUGGUGGGCAAAUCGAGAUAAUAUUCCAGAUGAUGGAAAGAUUGGUAUCAGUAAUAUGCCAAUUCCUCAUGGGAUGACACAUUCCUCUCCAUUUGUCCUUGAUAAGGGAAAAGAAAAUCCUCAUCCUGUUGGUGGAAAAGAUGUUAAUACCCAGGCACCUGUUCCUCAACAGACAGUCUAUGAUCAUCCAAAGCCCUCUGUCCCCAAAGCCUCUCAACCACAACAAAAGAAAUCAGAGAGUUUAGAGAUUUUGAAAGAAGAGCUUCGUAAGAAGCAGGAGAUGCUUGAUCAGAAGCGAAAUGAGUUCAAGCGCCAAUUAGAUAAGCUCACAAAACAGACUGGGGGCUCCAAGGAUGUGACCCUAUCAGAUGCUGCAAUGAAAAGGCAAAAUGGUGAAACAACUCCUACACAAGCAAAAUCUGAAGCUUCCAAUAAAUUACCUACAGAUGAUAAUGUAACAACAGAGAAAGCUACCCCUGCUGACCAUGCUGUGGAACCUACUGCCACUUCAAACCAACCUGUAACUGUGCAGGAACCUUCUAAGGCUUCAGUUCGUCCACAAGCACCUACAGGAGCACCUUUUCUUGUAAACAGAUUCAAACUGGACAAUCGCCCAACAGCAUUCAGAAUUGUUCCACCACUACCAACAGGCCUUGCAAACGUAGCUACCCUGAAGGAGCAUUUCUCUGCUUUUGGUGAUCUUUCUUCGGUGGAGCUGGAAGAAUUGAAUGGCCAGAGUAAUGAUACAUCCAUAUCGUCUGAUGUUUCAGCUUGUAUAGCCUUUACAGCGCGGCGAUUUGCUGAGAAGGCAUUCUUCCAUGGAAAAAGCUGGCAAGGUCACAAAUUGCAGUUUACAUGGGUUACACCUGCUAAUUCUCGCAAAGAAAGUAGUGCCUCUGGGAAUGUUUCGGCCUCUUCUAAUAUGCCUUUGGAUGCUAAUAAUCCACCUGCUGGAGAGGCUACCCCCGCACAUUCUGAGAAUGCUCCUGCUAACGACGAUGCUGGAGAAGCUGAGCAACUGGCAACAAAAGUUGAUACGGAUUCUUCUGAACAGGACAAGAAAGAUUCGAAUUCUACUUCAACAUCAUCUCCCCGCGAAGAACAGCUUCCUUGAAGUUCCUGGCAAUCAGAGUUGUAAAUUGAGGUAAAGUGAUGUCCAUUUAAAUAUAAAUUCACAUGGUUUAUCAAGUAGCAAAUUGUGGUAUCGGUUUUAUUUUUAUAUUUUUGUGAAACGGAAAAGGAUCUCUCUAAUUUUCUAUUUUUAGCCGGCGGCAGCAACUGCAUGUGUAAUGCAUUGUGGGUAUUUUUAGAUGUUUGUAUGAACAAAGUUAACAGUUAAAAUUUUGUUCUCAUGAAAUACCAAUAACUUUUUAGCC
Molecule: messenger RNA, 3429 nt
Organism: Andrographis paniculata
Lineage: Eukaryota; Viridiplantae; Streptophyta; Magnoliopsida; Lamiales; Acanthaceae
Product: zinc finger CCCH domain-containing protein 41
Exons: 5
Coding region: 417-3167 (916 amino acids)
Cellular component (GO): nucleus
Molecular function (GO): metal ion binding; RNA binding
Source: RefSeq, a predicted model, not a curated record